AUGCCUGGAUCUGGUGAUGAGCUCGCAGAAAAAAAAAGUGUGGAGAAACCAGUGAAGACGAAAGAUUUUGCACAAAAAUUAAAUAAGAAUAAAAAAAAUCAAAAAAAUGUGGACAAUGUGGAUGCAUUAGUUGAAGAAAUCAAAAGUAAUGUUACAAUACAACCAGUGCAAGAAAAGGAUGAGUACGAGUCGGGCGACACGUCGGACGAGGAGGAGCGCGUGAACACGGCGGGGGCCGUGCCUGCGCGCUGGUACGACGAGUACGAGCACGUGGGCUACGACGUGGAGGGGCGCCGCAUCCGCCGCGCGCCGCGCGCCGACGCCAUCGACGCCUUCCUCAGGAAAUGUGAGGAUCCAGAUUUUUGGCGCACGGUACGGGAUCCAUCCACAGGGCAAGAAAUCAUACUUUCAAAGCGAGAUCUCGAGCUGAUCGCUAGGAUACGAGAAGGUCGAGUGCCCAACGCUGAUCAUGAUGAGUAUCAGCCGUGGGUGGAGUGGUUCAGUCGCGAGGUGCUGGCGACCCCGCUGCGGGCCUUCCCCGAGCACAAGCGCUCGUUCGUGCCGUCGCGGGAGGAGCAGCGCCACGUGGCGCGCAUAGUGCACGCGCUCAAGAUGGGCUGGACCAAGAGCAGGAGGCAGCUGGCCGAGGAGCGCAGGAGGCGCCGGGAGCGCAGCUUCUACGACCUGUGGGGCGCGGCGGGGGCCGGGGCGGGGGCCGGGGCGGAGGCGGAGGGGGCGCGCCGCCUGCCGCGCCACGUGCCGGCGCCGCGCAGGCCUCCGCCCGGCCACGCCGAGAGCUACAACCCGCCGCCCGAGUACCUGCUCGACGCCAAGGAGAUGAAGGAGUGGAGGAAGCUGGAGGCGACGCCGUGGAAGCGCAAGUACACGUUCCUGCCGCAGCGGCACGAGAGCCUGCGCGCGGUGGGCGCCUACGAGCGGUUCGCGCGCGAGCGCUUUCUGCGCUGCCUCGACCUGUACCUGGCGCCGCGCGCCCUCAAGAUGCGGCUCACGCUGCGCCCCGAGCAGCUGGUGCCGCAGCUGCCGGCGCCGCGCGACCUGCAGCCCUUCCCCACGGCCGAGGUGCUGCAGCUGCGCGGCCACGCCGACCUGGUGCGCUCCGCCGACUUCGACCCCUCGGGCCAGUACGCCGUCUCGGGCAGCGACGACGGCACCGUCAAGGUGUGGGAGACGAGCUCGGGGCGCUGCCUGCGCACGCUGGAGCUGGGCGAGCCGGUGCGCCGCGUGGCCUGGACGCCGGCGGCGGGCCUGAGCCUGGUGGCGGCCGCGGUGGGGCAACGUCUGCUGCUGCUCAACCCGGGCGCCGCGGCGGGCGCGCGCCGCACGGCCGCCGCCACCGACGCGCUGCUGGCCGACGCGCCGCCCGCCUCGGACGAGCGCAUGGACGAGCGCACGGCCGCCUGCGUGCAGUGGCAGCCGGCGGACGCGGCGCAGUGGGCGCGCGGCGUGCGCCUCUCCGUCGCGCACUUCAGGCCGGUGCAGCACGUGUCGUGGCACGCGCGCGGCGACUACCUGGCCGCCACGCUGGAGGAGGGCGCGGCGCGCAGCGUGCUGGUGCACCAGCUGUCGCGGCGCCGCAGCCAGCUGCCCUUCCGCCGCGCGCCCGGCCGCGUGCAGUGCGUCGCCUUCCACCCGCAGCGCCCGCUGCUCUUCGUGGCCACGCAGCGCGCCGUGCGCGUCUACGACCUGGUGAAGCAGGAGCUGGUGCGCAAGCUGCUCACCGGCGCGCAGUGGAUCAGCGCGCUGGCGCUGCACCCGGCCGGCGACAACCUGCUCGUGGCGUCCUACGACCGCAAGUGCAUGUGGUUCGACCUGGAGCUGUCGUCGAAGCCGUACCAGACGCUGCGGCUGCACGGGGGCGCCGUGCGCGCCGUGGCCUUCCACCGCCGCUACCCACUGUUCGCGUCGGCCGGCGACGACCGCCACAUCGUGGUCUCGCACGGCAUGGUCUACAACGACCUGCUGCAGAACCCGCUGCUGGUGCCGCUGAAGCAGCUGCGCGCGCCCGAGCCGCGCCAGCAGCUGAGCGUGCUGGACGUGCGCUUCCACCCCACGCAGCCGUGGCUGCUGGCCGCCGCCGCGGACGGCACGCUGCGCCUCUACGCC
Iphiclides podalirius (scarce swallowtail) is the source of this 2124-nucleotide messenger RNA. The record is from the annotation of a GenBank genome assembly. Lineage: Eukaryota; Metazoa; Arthropoda; Insecta; Lepidoptera; Papilionidae.